CAAACCAACCAGGCAUGAUACAAGCGGUGGACCGAGGGCACAAGAUUCGCCCGGAAGCAUCCGAGGGUACGAACUAACGCGCGCCCUCGGUCAAGGAGAGUUUGGUAAAGUCUACGAGGCAAGACUAGGUGAGGCUGAAUACGCUAUAAAGCAGAUACAGCUGAAGAGCAGUCGGAGAGCAAACUGGCUGGCGUUUCGCUCGCUUCAUUCCGUCGGCCGUUUGCGGGCUGUUGGGGAGGAAAGCGCUGCAGCAGAACUAGAACCACUGUUAGCUCUCAGCAAGCUGAAACAUAAACAGCUUGUCAGGUUCUACCAGGCCUUUAUAUCGCAGAAGUCCAUGUGGAUUGUGCUGGAGCUGUGUCCCCUGGGUGACAUGGAUGGUUUCGUCCUGUCGGAGGAUUACGACCGUGCGUUGGACCUGUCAAUCAUGAGACAAGUAGCGGCGGGAAUCGCCUUCCUGCACGAGAAUGGUAUCGUCCACCGUGACGUCAAGCCCGCGAACAUCCUCUUCACGGGUAGACCGUGGUGCCCGGAGGCGAAAAUCGCGGAUUUUGGGCUGGCGAAGCUGUACACGGCCGUAACAGGGGGUGGGGCGCCAGGGGGGUUGGUUUCGGGUAAAGGCACGCCAUGUUUCGUAGCCCCCGAAGUCGUGCAACCUCCUUAUACCGAAAAAUGCGACGUGUUUUCUAUGGGGGUAGUUUUUGCCGCUCUUAUAGACCUCACAACCGUCGCAAGAGGAAAGUUGGGACUGCUUAUAAAAGGUGAACCGAUCUUUGAAGCUCUUAUUGAGAAUCCAGAGCUGAACCUGUACAGGCGGUUGAUGACGUCACUACCGUCGGGAAGCCCCCUGAAAGACCUGUGUCUGUCCAUGCUGGCGUACAAGCCUGUAGAUCGUCCCUCGGCUGCGCAUGCGCGGGAAGCCCUGGUUCACAUACGUCAUCAAGACUCCCAGCAUGCUCCACGUCGUCAGCAGGACGCCGCUGAUGCUGGCGCAUGCGCAGAUCACGUCCUUGGGACGGUUUUGACCUUGAGACAUUUAGAACUCACGGAUGAGACAGAAGAAAGCGGUGACGACUUGACACACAAUGAAGCGCGUUGCCAUAGUAACCAAAGUCAGUAUUCCGACGCUUCUGAUGACGUCGACACUUCUGAGGACGAUGACGUAGAAUACAACGAUGACGACAUAAAAUGUCAGUUACUUUGA
Branchiostoma belcheri (Belcher's lancelet) is the source of this 1204-nucleotide messenger RNA. Its product is annotated as serine/threonine-protein kinase 35-like. NCBI's taxonomy places the organism in Eukaryota, Metazoa, Chordata, Leptocardii, Amphioxiformes, Branchiostomatidae. The record is from RefSeq and is a predicted model, not a curated record. Bases 338 to 1204 code for a protein of 288 amino acids. Gene Ontology annotation, molecular function: ATP binding; protein kinase activity. Gene Ontology annotation, biological process: protein phosphorylation. The transcript has 2 exons.